Gastrolobium bilobum is the source of this 2315-nucleotide messenger RNA. Its product is annotated as trihelix transcription factor GT-1-like. The coding region runs from base 250 to 1389 and encodes 379 amino acids. NCBI's taxonomy places the organism in Eukaryota, Viridiplantae, Streptophyta, Magnoliopsida, Fabales, Fabaceae. The transcript is spliced from 5 exons. The record is from RefSeq and is a predicted model, not a curated record.
UUACUUCACGCUGACAGAUACAGAAACCCUUAAGCUCUCACCUUGUGCCAUUGCUUCACCAGAGAUAAUAGUAGAAAACACUUCAAAAUUUUUACCCAACCCAAUAUUUCUUCUCUUAAAAAGUUACAAAUUUUACAACAGACAACACAAGAAUCGUUGGUUUUCUCUUUCUCUUUCUCUUCUGCAAUUGAAUCCAAAACAAACCCUGAAACCGAUUUCAAACACAAAUAGGGGAAGCAUAUAGAUAGCAUGUAUUUAUCAGAAAAACCUCGUCCCAUCGAUUUCUACAAAGAAGAAGGGACGCGAGACAUGAUGAUCGAGGUGGUCUCGAACGGCGAGCUUCCGCCGCCGCCACAGCACCACCAGCAACCGCCGCCGAUGAUCCUCGGCGAGAGCAGCGGCGAGGAUCCCGAGGUUGAGAUAAAGGCACCGAAGAAGCGCGCGGAAACUUGGGUGCAGGACGAGACGCGAAGCCUCAUUGCGCUUCGGCGCGAGAUGGAUGCGCUUUUUAACACUUCAAAGUCGAACAAGCACUUGUGGGAACAGAUAUCGGCGAAGAUGAGGGAAAAAGGGUUCGAUCGUUCACCAACUAUGUGCACCGAUAAGUGGAGGAACCUUUUGAAGGAGUUCAAGAAGGCUAAGCACCAAGAUAGAGGAGGAAGUGGCUCUGCGAAGAUGUCCUAUUACAAAGAGAUUGAUGAGAUUCUCAGAGAAAGAAGCAAGAGUGUGCAGUACAAAAGCCCUACUCCUACCCCUAAAGUUGAUUCUUUUAUGCAGUUUGCUGAUAAAGGUAUUGAUGACACCAGCAUCUCUUUUGGGCCUGUUGAAGCUACUGGAAGACCGACACUCAAUCUUGAGAGAAGUUUGGAUCAUGAUGGACAUCCUCUUGCCAUUACCACAGCUGAUGCUGUUGCAGCGAGUGGAGUUCCCCCUUGGAAUUGGAGAGAAACUCCCGGAAAUGGUGCAGAAAGCCAGUCAUGUUGUGGAAGGGUUAUAUCAGUCAAAUGGGGAGAUUACACAAGACGAAUUGGCAUUGAUGGUACUCCGGAAGCCAUCAAGGAGGCAAUUAGGGCUGCUUUUAGGUUGAGAACUAAACGUGCUUUUUGGUUGGAAGAUGAAGACCUGAUAAUUAGAAGUAUUGACCGUGACAUGCCUAUAGGAAAUUACACUCUUCACCUCGAUGAAGGAAUAGCCAUUAAAGUAUGCCUCUAUGAUGAGUCUGAUCAUAUCCCUGUGCAUACUGAAGAGAAGAUAUUUUACACUGAAGAUGAUUACCGCGAUUUUCUGACACGCCGGGCUUGGACAUGUCUAAGGGAAUUUGAUGGCUAUAGAAAUAUAGACAAUAUGGAUGAUCUUCGACCUGGUGCCAUAUAUCGUGGUGUGAGUUGAGAGCAGGUGCAUGGUAUGAUCAAUCUUCCGCUAUUUGCAUAAAUGUCUAGAGAACUAUGGGUAACCUGGAACUGCAUGUGUUUAGUUUUUGUAAUGCUGUUUAUAGUCUAUGAUAGGAAAAUGAACAAGUCCCUCUGCACAAAUUCCGUCCCCGUCAUUGGCCUCAACAUGUCUGUAAAUAUGAAUUUGCAAGGAGAACAUAUCAUUGUCAAGAUUUAUAUUAGGAUCAUUUUCAUCACCUAUUUUUAUUUAUUUCUAUGUUGUUCACCUGGACAGUUGCGUGUUUUUCUGACACGCUGCCUAAGCAGGGAGUCUUCUGAACCAUUGUAACUGUUACCUUUAAUCAGAUGAACUUUUGUUUGGAAUUUAUUACUUGUCAGGAGUCCUCAGAAUUCUAUGUGGCAAACCGUGAAACUGAUUUUACAUCCAAAGGGAAACAAGAUGUGACAUAUUUAACACAAGCAGACUGGCUUCCUGGAAGUGGAAAUCUUAGUAAAGGGAGCUGUUGGGUUUGCUCGAAAUUGCUGUGGUAACUAUUAAGGGCUGCGCAGCUUGUUUGAGUACUAAACCAGUUAAUGGUAGAACCGUGUUUCAUGCAUGCAUGUCUCACAUGGAUUUACCUUUGUCUCCAAACUCAUUGAAUUGUUAUAAACUUAUAAUAUACACUUAGAUACGUUACUCCGAAUGCUUUUAAAAGCGUGCAAGAAAAUUUCAGGAGAUUUCAGCGAUGCCUUGCUGUGUUGAACGUAGAUACCAACAGCAACAGCGUGUGGAUAUAUUAUAGUAUAUAUUGGCUUGGUUGUUGCCUGCAUUUAUUUUGGGUUCUUGUGAAAGUCAAGCGUUGUUUUUUUGGUCCUCUUGGGCUUUUUGUGCGUAAUGGUUUUAUUCGUUGCGUAUUUCUAUCUCUCUUUUCUUUGUGUAAGAAA